UACGUAUGAAAAAUGAUUAACGCAAUAUCAACGAACAACGAGCCGAUUGUUUUACGUUGGCAGCAGGGUGACAUGAUAGUCAUUCAUACUUCCUUCGGCUGGCGAUUGGCGAUAAAGUCGUGAUGCCGUCGCUCCUCUCAGAGAAGCCAAAUACAAAAAGAGUGGCUGAGUUUACUGGAAUGAGCGAGUGGCAACUAGGAAUGGCCGUGUCCACAGCUCUGCCAUGCCACCCUCCGUCCUCCCUCGGCCAGCCGAAACUCGAAGGGCAGAACGGCCAAGCCCACCAAAGGACACUCUCUCUCUUGAAAGGAUGCAAAACCAUCGAAGAAUUCAAGCAGAUUCAAGCUGUCAUCAUCAAGACCAACCUCCAGAGCGAUGUUCCAUCCGUCACCAGGCUCAUCCGCUUCUGCUCCUUCACUCUUCCCGAUGCCUUAGACUUCGCUGUCCACCUGUUCGAGCAAAUCUCCCAACCAGAUGUUAUCCUCUUCAACACAGUGAUGGGUGGCUAUGCCCGCACCAGCUGCCCCAUUCGUGCUGUCUCUCUCUUCGCCCGUAUGCGUGAAUCGGACUUGCUUCCUGAUCACUACUCCUUCCCUUCUGUACUCAAGGCGUGUGCCAAUGCAACUGCCCUCAAAGAAGGCGAGGCCAUUCAUGGCCUUGUUAUCAAGCUUGGGUUGGACGACAACGUGUAUAUUCUUCCUACUUUGAUCAAUAUGUAUGCAGAUUGUGAACAGAUUCUGUCCGCACGCAAAGUGUUUGAUAAAAUGCCUGAGAGAAGAGAAGUUGUUUCUUUCAACUCCAUGAUCACUGCUUACGCUCGGAACAGCCAGCCGAAUGAAGCGUUGGCACUGUUUCGGGAAAUGCAGGCGUGCGAUGAUAUGAAGCCAACGUAUGUUACUCUGCUUAGCGUGCUUUCCUCUUGUGCCCUGUUGGGUGCCCUUCAGCUUGGAAAAUGGGUUCAUGAGUAUGUUAACAAGAAUGGAUUUGAUGUGAAUGUAAAGGUCAACACAGCGUUGAUUGACAUGUAUGCCAAAUGUGGGAGCAUAGAUGACGCAAAACAGGUUUUCGACCAAAUGCCGCAGAGAGAUACACCGGCUUGGUCUGCCAUGAUUGUGGCUUUUGCUAUUCAUGGGCAUGGAAGAAGUGCGCUCUUGCUCUUUGAGGAGAUGCAGAGAAAAGGCAUGCUGCCAGAUAACAUCACGUUCCUCGGCGUUCUCUAUGCCUGUAGCCAUACUGGCUUGGUGGAGGAAGGUCGCCGGUACUUUGAUAGCAUGUCAAGAGUGUAUGGGAUCGAGCCAGGGAUUAAACACUACGGCUGCAUGGUGGAUCUUUAUGGUAGAGCAGGGCUUCUAGACGAAGCAUAUGAGUUCGUCCAAAGCUUACCGAUCAAGCCCACACUUAUACUGUGGCGCACUUUGCUAGCUGCCUGCGCUGUUCAUGGCAAUGUAGAGUUGGGCAAACACGUGGUCGACCAUAUUUUUGAAGUACAACGCUCCCACAGUGGAGACUAUGUGAUCUUAUCGAACAUGUGUGCUGCUGCUGGAAGAUGGGACGAUGUGAAGGCAAUUAGGAAGCUUAUGAAAGAGAGGGGUAUUACUAAAGUACCUGGUUGUAGUUCAAUCGAGAUCGAUAACGCAGUUCAUGAAUUCUUCUCAGGGGACGGAGAACACCCUCACUCCAGAAAGCUUCAUGGGAUGCUAGAUCAAUUGGUUGAGCAAUUGAAAUUGGUAGGAUAUGUGCCUGACACGUCCCAGGUGUACCAUGCAGAUAUGGAGGAGGAAGAAAAGGAGGCAACGCUUCGGUACCAUAGUGAGAAACUGGCCAUUGCUUAUGGGUUGCUGAAUACCCCUCCUGGGACUACGAUUCGUGUUGUAAAAAAUCUUCGUGUUUGUGGGGAUUGCCAUUCUGCCGCAAAGUUUAUCUCCUUGGUCUUUAAUCGUGAGAUCGUUUUAAGGGAUCUUAACAGAUUCCAUCACUUCAGGAAUGGAACUUGUUCAUGUGGAGAGUACUGGUAGAUCAGUCUGAGGCUGGUUCUAUUGUUUGCAACUCUCAGUGCACCGUUAGCCAUGCAUAUCUCCCGAGUCCUGAAGCGAGUUUGAUGUUUUAAUUGUGGCUUCUGAAGGUACUGCAGAUCAUAUACUGCUGAGAGGAGCAGAAUUAGCUUGUAUUCUUUUUUCGUGUAAUUUAGAAUAAAAAUGGAGCUCAAUAUGUUGUUUCUGCCUCACUGCAAGCAAUAGGGUCAUUUUUAUUAUUCAUAUUUUGGUACUUUAGAAUAAAAAGGAGUGGAAAAUGUUGUUGACUGGAUGAGGAAAUUUUUGAAAUAAUUCCCAUCCUUGAUGUCAAUAAGUACGAUUUUGUUGCUGUAUCUAUUUCGUUUAUCUAAUGUCAGCUAUGGUGGUAAU
Messenger RNA from Nymphaea colorata (pocket water lily), 2402 nucleotides. RefSeq names its product pentatricopeptide repeat-containing protein At2g02980, chloroplastic. The transcript has a single exon. The coding region runs from base 123 to 2015 and encodes 630 amino acids. Gene Ontology annotation, biological process: RNA modification. The record is from RefSeq and is a predicted model, not a curated record. Gene Ontology annotation, molecular function: protein binding; zinc ion binding; RNA binding. Lineage: Eukaryota; Viridiplantae; Streptophyta; Magnoliopsida; Nymphaeales; Nymphaeaceae.